Molecule: messenger RNA, 690 nt
Organism: Rosa rugosa (rugosa rose)
Lineage: Eukaryota; Viridiplantae; Streptophyta; Magnoliopsida; Rosales; Rosaceae
Product: pentatricopeptide repeat-containing protein DOT4, chloroplastic-like
Exons: 1
Coding region: 1-690 (229 amino acids)
Biological process (GO): RNA modification
Cellular component (GO): intracellular membrane-bounded organelle
Molecular function (GO): protein binding; RNA binding
Source: RefSeq, a predicted model, not a curated record
AUGAUUGAGGCGUGUGUGAAAUGCGGCAAUCUCCGUAAGUUGUUUGAUGAAAUGCUCAACAGAGAUUUAGUUUCUCGGACUUCGAUGAUUUCCGGGUAUGUUUCUGAAGGAAAUGUUGCUUUUGGGUUUAGUUUGUUCAAUGAAAUGAGGAUGGAAUUGGAACCGAAUUCGGUGACAAUGUUGGUCAUGUUGCAAGGGUGUUGUGGUUUUGAAACUUCAAUAUAUGGGAGGCAAGUUCAUGGAUAUGUGAUUAAGAAUGGUUUGCUAAGUAAUGGAGCUGUUCAGAACUCAAUCUUGGGAAUGUAUGCUAAAUUAGGUACCAUUGAAGAAGUCGAAGACUUCUUCUGGGAACUUGAUAGGAGGGAUGUUGUUUCCUGGAAUAUUUGUAUUUCAUCUUAUACAUCGAAAGGGGAUUUUGUAAAAGUGAGAGAUUUGUUCAAUGAGAUGCAGGGUGAAGUAGCACCAAGUAUUGAGACAUUAACCAUAGUUAUAACAGCAUUGACCAAACAUGGGAUUCUAUCCCAAGGUGAAAGCUUGCAUCGUUUAGCAAUAAAAAGUGGCCUUCAUGAUGAUGUUUUGCAGACAUCUUUUUUGGACUUUUAUGCCAAAUGUGGAAAAUUGGAAAGCUCAGCUCGGAUAAAUUAUUUAGAGAACUCCUUGAUAGAAACUGCAUUACUUGCGGUGCAAUGA